Messenger RNA from Corythoichthys intestinalis (scribbled pipefish), 6136 nucleotides. RefSeq names its product septin 12 (gene septin12). The record is from RefSeq and is a predicted model, not a curated record. Gene Ontology annotation, cellular component: septin ring; microtubule cytoskeleton; cell division site. NCBI's taxonomy places the organism in Eukaryota, Metazoa, Chordata, Actinopteri, Syngnathiformes, Syngnathidae. The coding region runs from base 177 to 3032 and encodes 951 amino acids. The transcript is spliced from 11 exons. Gene Ontology annotation, biological process: intracellular protein localization; cytoskeleton-dependent cytokinesis. Gene Ontology annotation, molecular function: molecular adaptor activity; GTPase activity; GTP binding.
GAGCGGACGGGACAACAGCAGAAGCACAGACAACUCCUGCUACUGAGUUAUCUGUGCACUAAUAAUCCACCAUUGAUUUGAAUAUUAAUUAAGAGUAUUAAGAAUCUAUUUUGAGGAGGGAAAGAAAACCCAAACAACAUUUUCUCAUCAGACUUAUAUUGGCAACUUUAGACAGAAUGUCGGCAGUCUCCGUGAAUGACCACCUUGAAGGGAUUUUAUCAGAUUUUGAAGCCUUGAAGAGAUCCUUUGACAUUGAAGACGUGGAUGACAUACCAUCCUUCUCCUCGACAUCUACUGCCUCCUCCCCCGUCUCUCCUUCGCCCUCCCAUUUCUUCCACAGCCACAACAAAGCCAGUGAUGUGAGAGGAGUAGCACAAUCCCCUUCUUCAUCUUUCAACAACAUCAACAACCUGGGCUCUGCAGGAUACCAGAACCAUGUAAGCCGGAGUUCCAAUCCCAGUCCAGUCUUUAGGUCUCGUACGGUGGCCAGCAGUCUUUCCUUCAAUCGGGGAACCAUGAACAAGCCAGCCAUUUACAACAACUCCAGUGUGACUCGGGCGGCAUCCUUUCAAAGCAGAGUGAACCCCAACAGUGGGUUCUCUAUGUUGCGUGGACCAGGAAGUGACAAUGACAGCCUUCAUAGCUCCACUUCCAGCCUUGAAUACUCUGGAGUUGGUGGAGGUUCACUUCAGUCUAACAAGUUAAUAUCUUAUCCAAACCCUCCACCCCAGGGUGAACACCCCCAAGCCCAACCUCAAUUCUCACAACAGCAGCUCCAAAUCAGUGACAAUUUGAAGUUCUCCUCUCAUGGGACAGCUUUCAAGUCCGCUUUGGACCAGGGAAUAGGAUUGGUAUUGGAGACAAGAGAUUCUUACAGAAAUAAUAAUGACUCCAUGCCCAGUUUAGACAUUCAGAUUUGUGAUGGAGGAGGUGGCAUGAUAAGUGUGCAAAGAGGAGGCCCAAUUUCUCCUGGCUCGAGAUACAACUGUUCUAAUGCCACUUGGAAUGGCAGGCUUCAAAAUGUCAAUUCUCUUGAAGCUGACAGUAAUUGUGAACCCAACAGUCAGCAGUAUUCUGGCCCCAAGACUACCACGCCCAAGGUUAAAGACACUCCGCGUCUUAGUAAAUUUCCGUUAGACCUGGACAGCUUGGUGAGCACCACAUCUGUUACUUCCCCAACUAAGACUGAGCGACGACCCAUUAGCCCGAACCCUCCAAAGCCUCCUCCGAGAAGCACAGGGAGCCUACAGUAUCACACUGCUCGAUCCGCUUCAGCAAGCCCAUCAGCCUCCCUCAGCAGCCUUGACAGUUCCUCAGAUACACCACCAUACUCCCUUCACCAUCCCCUUUUGCCCUUCUCAAAAGAUUCAACUAUAAGCACCAUUCAUGUUCCAGAGGUGCACUGCUCGCCAGUGCCGCUUUCUGCAACCCAGACUCUGCAGUUGGGAAGCCUUCGCAAUCGCCAAGUUGUUCAAGUGAACCCUGUUCCUCCCAACUCUUGUGGUCCUUCCGAUCCCAGAGCUACUAGCUUUUUGGAAGAUCCUCCCAAUGAUGUCAGCGAUAGUGUUGGCUCAAUUUUACAGAGGAUUGCCUCCUUUUCAAGGCCUGUCAUCGCCGAUACAACCCCAGGACCAGUGCCUGUCAUCCAGCCUCCGGCAGUCCCAAACAAUGGCGCGCUGUCUCCUGAACUCGGCCGUUCCGCAGAGACCAUGCUUAUGACAACAAGGGGAAAUGGUAAAAAGAGAAGCAAAGAAAGUGCUGGAGAUCUGAACACGGACGUACCUUCCCUGAUGGAGGAGCGAGAGGAGAAGGAGAAUGGCAUCAUGGAAGAAGAGCAAGUCAAAGAAGACAAGAGUGAAGCAAUCCUAGCAAGCGAGGUUACCCAGAAUUCCAGCAAAGAACCAAAAGCAAAUGGUUUGGAGGUCCAAACAGAGUUAGAAGAGAAAGAAAAGGAGAAAGGAAUGGAGGAAGGAGAGAUGAAGAAAGAAUUGGAGUCGGAGGUGAAGGUGGAAGUGUGCCAGCCUGUCCCAGACCUCCAGAUGAGUUUUAUCCAUGGCAGUGACCUGUUUGGCUAUGUGGGCAUUGAGGCAGUGCUGGACCAGAUGAGACAAAAGACCAUGAAGGCUGGCUUUGAAUUCAACAUCAUGGUAGUCGGUCAGAGUGGUUUGGGGAAAUCUACAAUGGUCAACACUCUCUUCAAGUCAAAAGUCAGCAGGAAGUCCUGUACACCAAACUAUGAGGAGAAAAUCUCCCAAACAGUCAAGCUUCAGUCAGUGAGCCACAUGAUUGAAGAGAAGGGGGUGAAGAUGAAGCUGACAGUGAUUGACACUCCAGGGUUUGGAGACCAGAUCAACAAUGAGAACUGUUGGGAACCCAUUGUUAAAUACAUCAACGAGCAGUAUGAGAAAUAUCUGCGAGAAGAGCUUCAUGUCAACCGUAAGAGGAGAAUACCUGACACCAGAGUCCACUGCUGCAUUUACUUUCUGGCAGCAACGGGGCACAGGUUACGUCCUAUCGAUGUUGAGUUCAUGAAGAGACUGGGAAAGAUAGUGAGUAUUGUGCCUGUCAUAGCAAAAGCUGACACACUUACCAUUGAGGAGCGACAAGAGUUCAAGGAGAGGAUAAGGCAAGACUUGGCAGGCAACGGGAUUCGUGUUUAUCCCCAGAAGGAGUACGACGAGGAUGCAGAGGAGAGCUUUCUCAAUGACAGGAUCAGAGAAAGCAUUCCCUUUGCGGUCGUGGGGACUGACAAGGAGCAUCAAGUGAACGGAAACAAGGUGUUGGGCCGGAAGACCAAGUGGGGAAUUAUUGAAGUUGAAAAUGUCGCUCAUUGUGAGUUUGCCAACCUGCGAGAUCUACUUAUCAGGUCACACCUGCAGGACCUGAAAGACGUGACACACAACAUCCACUAUGAAACAUACCGUGUACGACGGCUGAAUGAGAGCAACAUCAAUUUCAUUGAACAAGGACUUUCUAACUGGUCGCUGGAAAAUGGAACUGCUGACAAAUUUGAAUCAGACAGCCACCUCUGAUGCCUUCGUUAUUUUCGUGCUCAUAGAGUGAUGCUACCUGUACUCAAAUUGAGAGAUGGGACAAGAGCAUUUUUACUACAUGAAGCAGGAUGUAGAAAAGUUCAGAUUUUUUUUUAAUCAUUACAGUGACCAACUAUUGAAUUGCAUUAAUGAUUUUUUUUAUGGGAGACAAAAAAAAACAAACUGAUAUUGUUGAAUGUGACUAAUUUUAUAUACAUUUGUUACCAUAUAUUGCCAGAUACAUUUAGUAAUGUACUACCAUUCAGCUUUUAGUGUUGCACCGAUACCACUUAUUGCUCCCAAUACCAAUAACUGGCUGUGUGGCCGAUACAACAUUUAUAUAUAUACUUUUUUUUUUUUAAACAACAUUACUGCAUCCUCACUUGAAUGUAAAACAAUUGCUAUCAUGCCUUGGCCAAACACUGUUUAAAAACGUUUGUAAAACAGGAAAAAAAGACUAAUACAAACUUGUGAGUGUACAGUCAAUGCCAUUAUACCGCAUUAGUACGUUAGCUUAGCUCAUGUGUUAAUCUCUCUUACUUUUCGCCUGUUUUCCCUCCUUCUUCUAACCAAGCUAACAUCUUUAAAAAUACUCCCAUCAAUGUCACUGCUCAUAAAAUGUUCAAUAUAGCUAGUACUACCAUUUGACGUGUAAAUCUAGCCACCAUUUAAAGUAUAGGCUUUUCCGUAGAAGAUAUGACUGCUAAAUGAGCAUAUUAAAACUAUUCCCCACGGCUCAAAACACCACAGGUUUUGAAUCAACCAUUUUCCAUCUAACAAAAAAUAUUAAACUACCGUAUUUUUUGGAGUAUAAGUCGCACCUGAGUAUAAGCCGCACCAGCCAAAAAAUGCACAAUGAAAAGGAAAAAUACAGCACCAGGAACAGACACCUCAUCUUAAAAGGCGAUUUAAAAUAAAAAUAGAAUAGAGAACAACAUGCUGAAUAAGUUUACGGUAUGCUAACAUUACAUGACGAAUAAACAACCAACUGAGAACGUGCCUGGUAUGUUACUGUAACAUAGCUAUUAAGUUAUUCAGAUAACUAUAGCAUAAAUAACAUGCUAACAAGCAACAAUGAAAUAAUAAUGUGUUAAUAAUUUCACACAUAAGUAGCUCCAGAGUAUAAGACGCACUCUCUGCCAAACUAUGAAAAAAACUGUGACUUAUAGUCCAAGAAAUACGGUACUUUUAGCUAUUUAUUCUACCUUUAAUGCGUUCUUCUUUGUUUUCUUCUGAGCGUUUGUGAUCGGCGGCCAUCUUGGGAACACUCGGCAACUGGAUACGAGCUCUCGACGAGCAUAUUUUGCGCAGUAUCGGUGCAUUGUUUCUUAAUAGUCUCGCUACUGAUGCCUGCAUUUUGGUGCCGUAUUGGGGCUUCUACCGAUUCUAGUAUCGGUAUUGGUGCAACACUACUUUUAACCACGUCAGAACGAACAAUAAAAACUUAUGAAUUACAAAGAAAGAAAAAGAACAAAAAGGUAUUCGCCUUUCCCGUACCAAGUGUGCCCUAUAAAUUCUGUUUAGAAGAGUCAAGGUUCUAAUGUAGGUAGAAAACAAAACAUGCAGUACCCUGGGAAACAAAGUUUUUUUUGUUGAAUUAGAUCUGACAACUAUUUUUAACUUAUUUUUGAGUGCAGACUCCAAAAGUGAUUAGGCUACAGUAUAUCUCUAUUUAAACUAAAAAAAUGUAUUCAACAUAUCAUAUGUGCUUGUUUCGUAAACAUUUGCAAAUAUGAAAUAUUGGAAGAAACAUACAUGAUCACAAUACUUAUUUAACCCCAUCGUGUUUUUACAAAGGAUAUGACUAUUUGUGUGCAUGUAAUUACUAUAUAGUAAGCAGAUUAGCUGUGGAGAAAAAUACUUGACGUGAUAAAGAAAAACUGAGUUUAGUUUUGGAUUCUGCACUCAAAAAUUAGUUAUGAGCAGCCAUCAGACCUAAAAUAACUACAUACAUACAUACAUACAUACAUAUUAGUGCUGUACAAUAUGAAAAUAUACUGUAUAUCACCAUGUUUAACAGAUGAAAGAGGAAGGAUUCCAAGUUGGUCCUUGCAUCUUUCAAUUUUUCUGAACACAGCUCUUGCAGAAAGAAAGUUUUGAAACCAGUGCCCAUGAGCAACACUUGUUUGAAAUCUAGUUUAUUUUUAAAUAACAUGAUAGCUGCACAUGUGUGGUCUUCCGUCAACUCAAUAUAUUGCUUAUCACUGUACAGUACAUCUCACUAGUGUCCUCCAUGUAUCACCAAAUGUUAUUGGCUCAGCAUAAUUUGCUAGAAAUACAAGCUGGCCUGUUUAAUUUAUUGCUACUGAAUUGUAAACUACAUUAUUCUCUUGGUAGUAUCUGUCAUAGAAGUUUUGUCUUUGCCGUUCAAAACUCCUUUGCUUUUACCUUUGUAUUAUUUCAUUUAUUCAAUCAGAGAAAAGAUAUGUCUGUUUUUCAAUGAUUUAACAUUGGCGCUGUUUGACCCCAACAUAUGACACAUAUACACAGUAUUUCCAAACUAUCAUGUUCGUCCAUCUGUGCCUUAAUAGGAAUUCUGAAGAAGACAGACGUUUAGCUUCUUCAUUACAGGUUAAAUACAGCAUACUGAAGUAUUAAAGGAUUUUAAUUGGAUCAGUCCAAUAAUUAUUCCCCAAAAGAUCUGGUUUGCAAUGGCUAUAUAUUUUUGUCAAGUAUUAUGCAAUUUCUCAGAUUUUUCUUCUACCGUUGCAGUUAACUUAAAUAGGUCUUAAGACUUUCAUUUUAGAUUUUUAGAUACAUUCUCGGGGGAAGAUUCAUGGUAAAGAAUUUAGAAUGUACUAAAACUUAAGAUCUUGAAUUACAAAAAUACAAUGCUACGUUUUGAUUCUCAUUCUUAUGUUUAAGAGUUUUAAUUGAGACACAGUAAUUUUUGGGUUAUUAUACAUUUAUGAUUCAUUGUGACUUUCAAUGGCAAACCCAUGUGAAAACAUUUUUUAAUCCUCGGUUCUUUAACCCUGUCAUGCAUGGGUUAUGGUUUUAUUUAAAUGUUUUUCAUUCAUGUAGGGCAGGGUUCUCAAACCUACGGCACAGGGGCCAAUUGCAGCAUCAGUGUUUCCCACAUGCAUUUUAUGUUGAGCAAUAAA